Molecule: messenger RNA, 816 nt
Organism: Plasmodium vinckei vinckei
Lineage: Eukaryota; Apicomplexa; Aconoidasida; Haemosporida; Plasmodiidae
Product: apicoplast ribosomal protein S10 precursor, putative
Exons: 5
Coding region: 1-816 (271 amino acids)
Biological process (GO): translation
Cellular component (GO): ribosome; mitochondrion; small ribosomal subunit
Molecular function (GO): structural constituent of ribosome
Source: RefSeq, a predicted model, not a curated record
AUGAACUUGAAAAUUCAUUUUAUUUUUUUAAUAGUAUACUAUACUUAUAAUAUUAGUGAUGCCUUUAAAAUAAAACCAACACAAAAAACUCCAUUGCGUUGUGAAAGAAUAAAACCACUGAGAAAACUUACAAGAGUUUACAACAAUGAAGAAAAAGUUUAUAGUGGCUUAAAAGAGUUAGAUAUUAUAAAAAAGUGGCAAAACAAUUAUCACCUUCGGAUUGUUUUGGAUUCAUACUUUUCUGAUCAUUUACAAAAAGCUGUUUUAAAUAUUAAAGAAAAAAUUAGUCAAUAUCCACAGUUUAUUAUUUCUGGGCCAAUUCCAAAAAAAACGAUAAGAAGACGAUUUACUUUCUUAAGAUCACCCCAUGUUGACAAGGACAGCAGGGAACAAUUUGAAAUAAAACAGUAUGGUUGCAAAUUAGAUAUUUUUUUAAAUUCCUCAAUUAGUUUAAAAAACAAUCAAUUCACUAAUUUUUUAUCAGUAAGGUUACCUCGUUUUGUUGGAUUUGAAUACUAUUUCGAAGAAAAUUAUAAGGGCUUAAAAAAAGAAGACCUUAAAAAUUUAAAAAAAAAAAAAUACGUUAGUAAAUAUUAUACUAAUGUACUAAAUGCUGAGAAAAAAAGAAAGUAUGUUGAAUUAUUAUUAGAAAAUUCCAAAUAUAUGAAUGUAAGACUGCCAAGAAAUUUUUUUGACUUAUACAAAUAUCCUUUAGAGAUACUACAACAUUAUUACAAAAAGACUAUGGAUAAAAAAAAAUGGUACCAUGAAAAUGAAGAACUAAUGAAAAAAAUUGAAUCUCUUUCUUUUGAUUAG